AUGGAUAUCAAUGUCACUUAUCCAGCUUACGACAUGAUGGAUAUCAACGAUAAAGCCUCUGUCGAUGAUUCAAUUGACUUUGAUGGUUUCUUGGCUGCUGCCACUAACAACGUUGAGGCCGAUGAAGAGGAUGCUUCUCCUAUGGAAGCCAAUUCCAGCAAUGUUGAGGUGAAGUACACCUCUGAGAAUGGUCCUGGAUUCACAUGUGUCCGAAACCAAGGAAUGGCCCAAGCUGAACCAGAGCAGACCAACAUUGAGUACAACCAGUUUGUACCAAUGUACACUCCCAACAGCAGUGCUGAGGCCGUUAGUCUGGAGUUGUUCUCCUUGUUUUUUGAGAACAGUGUUUCUCGUGAAAUCUACAAUCAGUCUGUCAAGAUCGUAAACGAGUACAUGACAGAACGUGGAUCCUCUAAAACGGAUUCACUUCUGUCAUAUUACAAGGUGGAUACCUUGCUCAAGCAAGAAUACACAGUCAAGGCACAGGUGUAUGACAUGUGUGCCAGUAGGUGCUUUCGUUUCCCUGAUGUUGAGCCUGGAAACUCAAUCGUUGAGAAUGAGACAUACCAGGCAGUGCCUCUCUCAGAGCAAUUACACUUCAAGUUGGCUCACCCUGAAGAACAGGCAAAGAUCGCCUAUGGCAUGGAGGAUAUCCUUGAUGGAGAUGGCAUCCAUAGACUGCUCGCAGGUGGGAUUUUUGGCCAGGGUGACAUGGUGGUGUCUAUGUUUGUUGACCAGUUCAACCCCUUCAAGGACGCCGCCAUGUCAGCUAGCAUCAUUCAUGUUAUUAACAUGAAUAUCAACCCUGCCGAAAGCAUUGCCAAGACCAUGUGCUUCCUGGAGAGCGAGGGUCCUGCCCCCAUGAGGGAUGUAGGGAGUAUUUGCAGAGCUGAAGGAAGUAGACCUGGUGGUGGGAGAUACAAUGCCUUUGCAGAGUUACUCACACUCACCAGUUCUGCUUUCUUUGGCCAGGACGAGAUGCACCUGAUAGGUCAUGGAACAGGGCACCAGCUCUAUCAAGCCCUUGGUGGCAAAUUCUGCUCUGGGACUGCAGGCCUGGGCAGAAAAUCCCAUGGAAUGCACCUCCAAGAACGCCUGCAACGACUUGAGUACCCCUUUGCCCUGGAUGUUAGCCUAGAUGACAUCGAAAAAGCAGUCAGCACAUCCAGGGCAGAUAUACUGACGGCAUUUAUUGGUACGUGGAGGUCGAUGAAGGAAUCGAACGGCAAGAGGAAGGCCGUUGAUUGGAUGGACUUCCUCUUGUUUGUUGUACCAACCGUGGUAAUCGACCACCUCUGCUUUGCAGAUGCAAAGCAGGCCUUUUAUAGGGCAAUUGGCCGCUGGCACUCCUUCCUGAGGUGCAAGAUUUCAGACGGUAAGCUGAAAUCCAACAUAUUCGUGAUGAACCAGCACAUGCUGGUUCAUCUUGGUUUCAUGUUGCAGGAAAUGGGCCCUUUGCAGGCUUACAGCUGCCAUCCAAUAGAACGCACAAUCAGUGCCUAUACCUCUGCGAUCAAGUCCAGAAAGGAGCCCGGAAAAAACAUGGAAAAUGUUCUUUUCUGGAUGGCGGCCAUCAGCCACUGCUGCGGCAACCGUCCAGCCAGGACUGGACCAGCUGACAGAAGGACCAGCAACAUUGAGGUUGCAAGUGAUGAUGUUGCUGGUCCUCAGCUGUGGUCCAGUCCAACCAGGUAUAGCAUGGCCGAGUUGGCUAGCACCAUUGGCAUGGAAUGGGAGAACCUCAUCCAACAGUUGUUGCCUUUCUGGGCAGGAGAAGGAGUUUCCUCCUUCGAGGAACAAGACUCAGUGGUUUGCACCACGAAGAUGUGGAAAGACUUGGUGGUUUACAGAGUCUGGUCCUCCUUUGACAGUAGACAUGUUCGAGCUAACAAUCUUGUUAUGCUCAAACAUAUGUGGGAUUAUGGAUUUGUCUGCAAAUUCUUUUCCCACACUGUCAAAGGAGUGACCAGGCUCUUUGCAACCACCGAGAGUCUUUCCGAUGUCAGGCCCUUUCCAGACAUGCUCUUCCCUGUGUCGAGCAACUGCUCGCAGAGCGAAAUGAGGAUAGUGGAUGUGAAGUCCUUCAAGGGGAUGGCUGGCUUCGUCCACGAUACUAAGGACGGGGCCAUUAGACAUAUCGUCUGGCCCUCGCCGACCCACAACCAGUAG
Molecule: messenger RNA, 2169 nt
Organism: Phycomyces blakesleeanus NRRL 1555(-)
Lineage: Eukaryota; Fungi; Mucoromycota; Mucoromycetes; Mucorales; Phycomycetaceae
Exons: 9
Coding region: 1-2169 (722 amino acids)
Source: RefSeq, a predicted model, not a curated record